This is a messenger RNA of Sinocyclocheilus anshuiensis, 3619 nucleotides long. Its product is annotated as atherin. Bases 67 to 1950 code for a protein of 627 amino acids. Gene Ontology annotation, molecular function: histone binding; DNA binding; chromatin binding. The record is from RefSeq and is a predicted model, not a curated record. Gene Ontology annotation, cellular component: nucleus. NCBI's taxonomy places the organism in Eukaryota, Metazoa, Chordata, Actinopteri, Cypriniformes, Cyprinidae. The transcript is spliced from 8 exons. Gene Ontology annotation, biological process: negative regulation of DNA-templated transcription.
GGAGCGGAUCACUUCGGAGACGAGAGAGAGGCGCUCGGCCGAAGCCAACGGAACCAGUGCUGCAACAUGUCGGAGCCAAAAUACCGAGAAUGGAUCCUGGAAACCAUCGAUUCCCUGCGCUCGAGAAAAGCCCGACCGGACCUGGAAAGAAUCUGCCGAAUGGUCCGAAGAAGACACGGGUCAGACCCGGACAAAACCAGGGCUGAACUAGAAAAACUGAUCCAAGAGCAAACUGUGCUGAAAGUUAGCUACAAGGGGUCCAUUUCCUACAGGAACGCUGCUAAAGUGCAAAGGAAAUGCAGAAAGAGAACGGAGCAAGCCGGUGAGCACGGCAAACACGCCAGUUGCAAUAACAACGGCGACAGCGCGCUCAGCCUCACGGACCAAGAAGAGUGCGAGGAUAAGGAGCCAGAGGCACGCGGGGCGAGCCCGUGUCCUGACCCCCUGCCUCAAACCUCGCCCUCCACUCUUGAAAAGGAAGAGCGGAUUUUACCACUACCUAGCGGAAACAGUUUUGUUAGUUGUGGCGCAACGGGCCACUCCGCCGGGAGCGUGAAAGCAAGUGCAUCGAAAGACAAGAGCUUAGUCGCUGAGGCGGGGGCAAGCGGCUCCUCUGCCCACCGCGAUGCUGCUUCAAGAGCAAACAGACGGGCUGAAGGAGACGUGACGCUCGGCCACGAGGGCAGCGAUGAUGAUGGUGAUGAGAAAGAAGAGAAAACUUGCUCAAGCGCCAGCAGUCCGCCUCCGAGAAACAAGCCCCCCGCGUCCGCCAAACCCAAACUCAAGGUGGGGGCAAAGGGCACCGGGGCGCGUUGCUCGGACUCUCCGGAUGAGAGCAGCGCUGAUCUGGGCGACAGGCUGGUUGCUGCGGUCCGAAGUCUGUACGAGAGACACCGGGGCUCCGCCGCAACACGGGGCCACGCGCCGCCGGGGCUCAAAGAGAUCCUCGGCUACCUCAGCACGCAGCGAGGGAUGCCCGGGUUGAAGCUGACCCGCAACCGCGUUAAAGUGGUGCUGGAGCGCGAGAUCGAGAGGGGUCGUCUCCGCAGGACCCGCCUCGGCCACAUCACUCCUGCCGCGCGGGGGAUGGGGGCGGCCAAGCCGUCCGCGCGUCUCCUGAAGAGCGCACUGCAGGACAGACAUCUCGCGAAAAUGGAGGAGGUGAAUGAAGAAGAAAGGAUGGAGGUGGAGAGUGAGGAGCAUGGCACAGAGGAAAACACAGUGGGCUCAGCGGAGGAUGUUCCCAACACCAUCACUGAUGGAGGUCCUGCAGGUGUCAAAGCUUGCACUGACAUGACCUCACCUGACACCGAGGUCCAGAAUGAUAAUGGCACUGACUCACCACGGACCUCUGAGGGGAAAUCCCAGUCAUCUUCAUCGCUGGAGACCUCAAACCAGAGCUCCUUACAGCAGGAAGUAGACGUGGGAGGAAGUGAAGAGCAGACAAUGUCUGUGGAGCCUGAGGAUGCUGUAGCUGAGAAAAACGCAGAUGCUCCUGAUCAGCUACAUCCCGGCAUUGAGGAUCAGGUGAUUGUGAUGCCAGAGACCGUAAAGGCUCCAUCGUCAAUACCUAUAAGAAACUGUUCAGGCUGUAAGCUGGAAGUGGGAGUGUCGUCAUGUCUGCUGACCCCCUCUGCCUCACCAGGAGCGGCUGAAGAGCGAGGGAUGAAUGAAGGAAUAGGUGGCUUUGUGAAGUUGGAGACGGGUGGCAUGAGCCCGGUGGACUGGACUGUAGCAGACGUGGCCAGCUACUUCACCGCGGCUGGAUUUCCAGAGCAGGCGCUCGCUUUCAGGACACAGGAGAUCGACGGGAAGUCCCUCCUUCUGAUGCAAAGGAAUGAUGUGCUGACAGGCCUGUCAAUCAGACUUGGUCCCGCCCUAAAGAUCUAUGAAAGACACGUGAAGGUUCUGCAGAGGACCCAUUUCCAAGAUGACGAAGCUUUCUGCUGAUACACACACACACACACGCAUAUAUAUUAGCUAUUGGACAUGACAAAGUAACUCGCAUGUACAUAUACCAAACAAUAUUUACUCAUCCCAGAACACGCAUAUUCCUGAAGACAUUCAGUAUGACUGUUCAGGACUUCCUGAACAGAAACAGUUCUUGUUUUCCUCACACACAAUGUAUAUAUAUAUUUUUUAAUCAGUAAUCCCGCAGCUAUUGGAAAGAACUUUGGCCUGAAAACACAUGAGUAAAACGAACCGAACUAAGUAGAAGAAUGGAGUAAGUUUGGGAAGACUGAAAAGAGAAAAAAUAUCUUAUUUUUUUUUAAGAAGUGUCAACCAUUUUUUGAAAUGACUGUGCAGUUCUGUGCAGUUAAUGCUGCUCUGAUGGAUACCACUGUUUGGAUUGUGACCCCGAAUUAAUUUCAUCAAGUGGAUUUUUUGUUUAGUACUUAUUCAGUCCAGUAUGGGAGCAGAACAUCAUUUUUUUGUGACCUCACUGGUUUCAAGAUUGCUAUUGAAACCAAACAAAGGCUGGAGGGUUUCCACUGCGCACAGAACGUUUUGUUAAAAAUUUUCCUCCAAAUGUAAAAAAAAAAAAAAAAAAAGGGCCAAAAACCGUCUGGUUACAGUUUGAAAGAAGUACAUUCUGAUUGGAUUUUUGUUCUUGACUUUUUAACACUUUUGCAAUGACACUGAAACCCUUGUCUUCACUCAGUGAUAGACUAAAUGAUUUCUUCCUGACAUAUUGAAAUGAUCUUGAAUGUCUAAUAUUCCUUCCAGUUUUCUUGUCUCUUGCACCGUUACGUCAGAGAAAAAAAACAAACUAUGCAGAUCUUCUGCACACAAUCAAGUGGGCACAUCUCACAGAGGAUCUCCCUUUAAAGUGACUUUGACUCCUUUAAUCUCAGAUUUGCCAGCCAUGACAUUGUGGCCCCACAUGUGGAACAUCGCCAUUGAUAACUGAGCAUAACUUUUGUAAAUAUCAAUCAGUUUUUUUAAGGUGAAGUCCAAGUUGCGAAGCAAUGACGAUAUUCCUUCACCAGCAGUUGAAGAAUGUGUCUGAAUGUCCUCAAAUGCACAGAGAGCCCCGAAGCCAUGCAGCUCUUGAACUUUACCGUUUGUAAAAUAUAUAUGUAUCAGCCCAUCAGAUGAAUAUUGUGGGAACUGAACAAUUUGUGUAAAACAAUCAAAUAAUGUAAGGGUCCAUUUAACUAAUUACAAGAAAUGACUUGGGGAUGUGGGAAUUGGACACAUUGAAUUGCUAACAUAUUUGUUAACCUGCCCUUUAGCUCCAGUGUCUUUUGCGUCGUUAAACUGAUCGCAUAUACAGAUGGACCCAUCACACUUGUAAAUGGGACCGUUACCGAUUCUGUCACUAAAGGCAGGUUCAUUUGCAUUGUAAAGAAACCAAUAGGUCAGUCUGAUUUCAGAUUAUAGACACCUUUGUUUUGCCUGACAAUUGUAGAACGUUGAAUUCUUCAAACUGUCCUGAUUUAUUUAUUUCUUUGUAUGUUUGUUUAUAAAAUAUUAUCUUAAUUUGUAUGACGUUGACUAAAUCUAAAGUAAAAGCUGGAGCUCAUUGAAAUGUUGAUAAUGCCUGCAGUUUCUCUGUUUAUGCCUUCCAUGAUGAACCUCUUUUUACUUUGACUUAUUAAUGAAGUGGAAUAUCAAC